AUGGACCUUCUAGUAGCCUUGGAGACAAUACGAAAUGCAUCUGAUGCCAAUCUUCACUCGCAUGCAGCACAGACCAUUUUGACGCUUAGGAGAGUCGGUCAACGUCUUCAGCAAAACCUAAUACCCUCGACACCUGGUUUUCAGGUGACACUUACGGACCCGCCAAGUGUGCCAUCUCCUCCACAUUCACCUCAACAUUCACCUCAACUUCUUCAAGUUGCAGAACCCGGAGACCAAGCAGGCGUGCCAAAUUCAAAGUCUCCUCAACCUCUUCAGCCUGUCGGGUUCACCGAUUAUUUUCCCGGGGAAACCCUAAGCGUGCCAUCUCCCCCACAUUCACCUCAACCUUUCCAAGUUGCUGAAACGACGGCACUCAGCGACCAAGGCGUCUUAUCUCCACAAACACCUCACUUCGCUAGCCUGCAAGUUUCCGCUCCAACCGCCCAGUUGAUACCGGCCAGAGACUCCUCCGGUAGCGCUAUACCCGCCGAAUCCAUACGUGCUCUUUCACCACCAGACCAUGUCCCUGACUUGUUGAAACGAAUAAAGCAAUCAGCAAGUUGGGUUUGGGAAGCUGGCCAACUGUCACCAAGCUACCUACUAUCUCGCAAGCGAAGCUGUGAUGAGGACCUUCGAUUGGAGCACAUAAGGCGCCUAGAAGGAGAUCGGUCACUUGGCCCUGAGGAAAAGCUCUUGAGACUUCUUGCACUCAGAUCGAUUGCUCUGGAAUUCACAAACAAGCAGCUGGAUGAUGAAGUUUAUCCGACGAAACUCGAGGAAAUUUAUCAACACAUCUUGUCUCCAAGUCCUUCUAACGUCAAUAUUUUCAAUUAUGGGAACAACAAUUUCUUCUCGAAAGCCUUAUCUGCUGGUCUCAAGCAUAUGGUUUUUGAGAAGAUCAUUUCCGAACGCCUAAAAGAAAAUGGUUUGCCAAGCAUAUGCAACGCAAUUUCCGCCAUUGUUGGGCUGCAUAUAGAUCAAUUUCGAAGAUUCCGCUAUGAUGAAAUGCGACGCUUUGCGGACAAAUUAAUUUCAGACGACAUACAUGUCACGAUUCUGCAGAGCAAGAUACAUCUGCUCGAUCUAGUACGAGACCUUAGCCCAUGGUUCAGUGAAGUUCAAAAUUCCUACGAUUGUGAGUUGACUUCGUUCAACGAGUUAACCUACUCCAUGCUGACAUUUGUCAAGUGA
Messenger RNA from Penicillium arizonense, 1191 nucleotides. RefSeq lists its product as uncharacterized. NCBI's taxonomy places the organism in Eukaryota, Fungi, Ascomycota, Eurotiomycetes, Eurotiales, Aspergillaceae. The coding region runs from base 1 to 1191 and encodes 396 amino acids. The transcript has a single exon. The record is from RefSeq and is a predicted model, not a curated record.